AUGUACUCGGAGAUGUCAACAUCUUCACCGCUUCCGAAGACUCUGUCGCCUUUAAUCAACUAUGGGAUCAAUCUGAGAGGUAAAGCUUGCAAAGAUAUUAGAGAAUCAGUUGUAGGGUUAACAAAGAGACUCGCACAAACAGCUCAAGAAACAUUUGGGGAUUUCGAAGAAGCUGUUGAAAAAGAUGCAACAAAAACAGUUGUCUCAGAUGGAACAUUUCAUCCUCUCACAAGCUAUGUCAUCAACUCUGUGAAAUUUUUAUUUGAGUAUGUCAAAUUUCGAUUUUACCCUUACCAAAUAUACACUAUCAGGAACCUGAAAAGAAACACUUUCUUACAUAACUUAAAAUUGGUUCAGCUAGCAGUCGACAUUGAAGCAAUUGAUGAUCAAUCUGAGGCUCUAGAAAUAGAAAUCACCCCAGCUCCAAAUGCAAUACUAUCUCCAGAAUCAAUAAACAACCUGGAAUGUGCAGGAGAUUACAUCAAAUCGUCGUUGAAACAAACAGAUCGCAAGGAGGCAGGCGAUGGCGAUGGUUCGGUUAUAUUGUCGUCUUAUGAUUCUGGUCUCAUCAAUUGGUUUAACAUAAUUCUUUGCUUAAAGAUGCAUUGGAUUCUCUUUGGUUUACUAAUUCAAAUUUUAUGUGAUUCUGUUCUUUGGCCAAUAGUUGUGCAUUGGAACAGAAUCUUGUUGAUCUUCCAGAAGAUCAAGCAGAGAAAUAUUGUGAGGAAAUCUCUUUAUUUUAGCUCAGAUGGCUAUUGCAAAUGGUGGAGAUUGGCAAAAGGAAGUCUAUCAAAAAGAUGUUGCAUAUGAAAGUAGAUUUGUGUAAGUUUUGCCAUAUGUUAUGGUCCAACAUUAUGUAGAUUUACUUAAAAUUUUGUUGUAUUGCUAGCUAAGUUUUGUAGUUGUAUCUUUGCAAGUAAAUGAUGAUAAAGUAAAGUCUGUACUUGAGCUGAUGGUGGCCGUGUUAUAGAAAGCA
Messenger RNA from Lactuca saligna, 976 nucleotides. The record is from the annotation of a GenBank genome assembly. Lineage: Eukaryota; Viridiplantae; Streptophyta; Magnoliopsida; Asterales; Asteraceae.